Messenger RNA from Rubroshorea leprosula, 1962 nucleotides. NCBI's taxonomy places the organism in Eukaryota, Viridiplantae, Streptophyta, Magnoliopsida, Malvales, Dipterocarpaceae. The record is from the annotation of a GenBank genome assembly.
CUGGGAUUGCAGAGAUGUCUUUUGGAUUGCUUUUCCGGGAGAAAAAAAAAAUCUAAUAACUUCUACAGAACAAAGAACAUUGCACUUUCGAAGAACCCAAACCCUAUACUCUUUGGGAUUGCAGAGAUUUUCUCAGAGUUUAUCCUAUCUUCCUUGUUCGAUUCUCCUUCAAAGUUCGAAUUCAAACCCUAGAUUUGUUGGGAUUCCAAGGAUUUUGCUAAGGGAAUCAAAGUUGUUAUUGUUGAAAAGUCACUCGAAAGCAGGAUCGAUGGACCCCAAUGACCCCAAAAUCGUUGAUGUCGACCUGGAACCAAGCGAAGAGAUUCUGGAAGAUGAGGGUGAGCAUGAUUCAGGAAAUGAGGCAGAAACCAAAUUUGUACCAAUUUUCAUUCAUUUGGGUGGGAGGUUUAUACAGGGAGUUGCACCUAGUGAAAAGGGUACGGUUGACGACAAUCCUGUUGAGGUUGAGGGGAGAGUAGAAAAUGAUCAUGUUGAUGUGGAAGGCAAAGUUGAGGAUGCUGGUCAUACGGUUGAGGUUGAAGGCAGAGUUGAGGAUGCUGAUGAUGAUGGUAAUGAAGACAAUGAACAUUCCGAGGAUGAAGAUGAUUUUCUUCCAUAUAUAUCAGAAUUGAGUGAUAAUGAAGAUGAGGAAACUGUCGAGGCGAGAAAGAAAAUGAAGUCUUUGCAUGAGGCGUCUUUGCAUGAGGCAACUUCUAGAUCAAAAAAUGCUAGGAAAGGUGUUAAGUAUGGUCGUAGUCAACCAUCAGCAACUAGUCAUGAAAUUCCCUCAUCUUCAAUUGGUCACAAUGAUCUUGGUCCUGAGGAUUCAUUAAGCUCAGAUGAUGAUAUCAGCUACAUUUCAACAAGUGAAGAAGAUGGAAGUGAAGUUGAACACGCUAGGAGAAGGAAGGGUAGGCACAAAGUUUUAAGAGGAACAAAUGAUGGCAAUGUGUUAAUAAAUGUCGUUGCAGACCUUUUUCCAAAUGCAGAACACAGACAUUAUGCUAGGCACAGAUAUGCCAACUUCAAGAAGAAACACAAAGGGAAGGAAUUGCAAGCCUUAUUUUGGAGAUGUGUGAAGGCAUUGAAUGAGGCAAAAUUCAAUACAACCUUAGUAGAGUUAGGCAAAUUGAAGCCUGCAACAAGGGAUGACAUAAUGAAUGUAGAUCCCAAGCAUUGGAGCAGAGCUUUUUUCAAAGCUGAAAUUAAGUCAUCUGUGGUCGACAAUAACAUGUCAAGAACUGUUUUUAGGAGAGAGUUUGGAUCUGCUAAGUUUGUGGGAGAAUUUGGCUCUAAGAUAUGGACUAAGAUUGUACGGAAUAGGAAAGGUAGCAAGAAAUGUAAAGUCCUAUGGCCUGGUGGAGGUGGUUUUGAAGUUGAGGAUUACCUGAAUAGUAAAAAUAAAGUCGAUUCAGGCAGAAACACUUAUAUUGUAGAUUUUGAAGAUAGAAAAUGCACCUGUAGGUAUUGGGAUAUAUCUGGGAUUCCUUGUAGACAUGCCAUGACUGUGCCGCAAAUGGAGAAUGAACCAUCUGUGGAGCAACCACCCCUUGUUGAGGACAACCAUCCACCAUCUGUUGAUGACAACCAGCCACCCCAUGGAGAAGACAACCAGCCAUGCAUUGCUGAGGAAGAACUAGUGAACAUGACCCAAGAAGAUCCUCCAGUGAGUCAAGUAGUUAGCCCAACUCCACCAGUUCAAUAGGCCACAACUCCCACUACAAGAAAGAAAGAGAGAGCUAGAAGCGCUCAUCAGCUAGUAAUGGGUUUAACAACUCAGUUUUUUUUUUUUUAAUUUAAUUUUUUACCCCACAAAAGAUUUUUUAGCUUUAGGAUUUGAAAAUCUUUCUUAAGAGUUUGUUUGGUUGAAGGAUUGGGUGUGAUGGAUUUGUCAACUAAUCAGAUUGCAAUAUUUGAAAAUAUUAUAAUUUGAUUGAUUAUAAUUAAAACGCAUCCUUUUUG